GAUGCAAACCAACAAAACCAAGGCCAAGCUGGCCGCCGGCGACGUGGUCUUCGGGGCGAUUAUUACUCGCUACUCACCCGAUUUGGUGGAAAUAUUCGGGGCCGUCGGGUAUGACUUCGUCAUGAUUGACUGCGAACACGGCCCAAUGAACCUGGACCAGGUGGAGCACAUGGUGCGGGCCGCCGAGUCCUUUGGAAUAACUCCGAUAGCCCGAAUCCCGAACCACGAGGAAUCCACUAUUUUGCGAUUCCUGGACCGAGGACUCCAGGGCAUAAUAGUGCCCCACAUCAACACCGGAGAAAUGGCUGCCGGAGUGGCUCACGCCGCACGGUAUUAUCCCGAUGGCCAGCGGGGCAUGGGCGGUGGCAGGGCCCAUGAUUAUGGCAUAGGGGUUACCAGGGACGAAUCCACCACGUGGGUAAACUCGCAACUGCUGGUCAUCCCGAUGGUGGAGGAGGUUGAGGCGGUCAACAAUCUUGACCAGAUCCUGGCAGUGCCCGGCGCCGACGUACUGCACGUCGCCGCUUCCGACCUGGGCCAAAGCAUGGGCUUCCCGCCGGUGUCCGAGGUGCGCAAGGUAAUGGGCGAUGUAAUUCCGCGGGUACGAGCCGCCGGCAAGAACGUGGGCGUGGGCGGCAACAAUCCGGGCGAUGCGGCCGGCGUGGCGGAGUUCAUCAAGCUGGGCGCCAACUUCGUUACAGUCUCUUCCCAGGGACUGAUGCGCCUGGCUGCCGAGGAUUUCCGCAAGCGGGUGUCCGAGGCGCUGGCAGGUUAGCCCGCCGCCCAGAUGACAUCAGUGUACAUUCGUCCCAAUAGGUGGAUAAAAGAAAACAGGAGGCAAAAUCAUGCCUGACACGACGUUGAAACUGGAACAGGUACAGGCGGCAAUGGCAGCAAUGAUGGCCAAAGCCAUGGAGACCCCGGACGCACCGAUUGCCAUGGCCAUCGUCGAUGCGGCCGGCAACCUGGAAGCCUACGCCAAGAUGGACAACCUGCGGAUGUUCAGCCGCCGCCAUGCUUUGCGGAAGGCCUACACCGCGGCAAUUAUGGGAGGCGACACUGGCGCCAACGCAGAGCGGAUGCACAGCCAGGGCCGCAGCAUCAGCGAGAUGGGCGACUCCAACCUGACCCACGGCCAAGGCGGGCUGGUCAUCAUGAAAGACGGUGUAAUCCUGGGUGGUAUUGGCGUUGGCGGCUACCCCAGCGGGCAGGCUGACGAAGACGUGUCCCGGGUCGGCCUGGAGGCCAUGAAUCUGUAG
This is a messenger RNA of Geodia barretti, 1259 nucleotides long. NCBI's taxonomy places the organism in Eukaryota, Metazoa, Porifera, Demospongiae, Tetractinellida, Geodiidae. The record is from the annotation of a GenBank genome assembly.